Messenger RNA from Chara braunii, 1209 nucleotides. Lineage: Eukaryota; Viridiplantae; Streptophyta; Charophyceae; Charales; Characeae. The record is from the annotation of a GenBank genome assembly.
UCCCGGUGUACUUUGCACCGCACGCAUGUGAACCCGUCACUUUUGACGUGUUGGACACCGACUUCGAUGUCAUUUUGGGGAUGCCUUGGCUUUCUAGCGCGGACCACACGAUCAAUUUCCAUCGACGCACGCUCACGAUUCGUGAUGCAACUGGCGCCGACGUUCCGUGUACUAUUCCUCCUCCUCGCUCUUCCAUUAGGUGCCAAGUCGAGAGUGCCAAAUCUUUUCGCGACACAUGCCRUUCCGAGCAUGUCGAAGAGAUUGACAUCGCUUUUCUUCGAACCGUCCCGACGACCGAUUCAUCGUCCACAGAUGUGUCUUCCGACCCCCGUGUGACCCGGUUGUUAGACGAGUUCUCGGAUGUUUUUGAGACACCCUCCGGUAUCGUGACGGACCGACCAAUCUCUCACGAGAGCAUACUUGAGGCCGGCGCCAUGCCACCGAAAGGAUGCAUUUACCGCAUGUCCGAGGAGGAGCUCACGGUUCUCUGUGCGCAACUCGACGAUCUACUUGACAAGGGUUGGAUCCGCCCCAGCAGCUCACCUUACGGUGCGCCCGUUCUCUUCGUUCGGAAGAAGAACAAGGACCUUCGACUUUGCAUUGACUACCGACGCCUCAACGCGCAAACCAUCAAGAACGUGGGGCCUCUACCUCGCAUUGACGAUUUGCUUGAGCGGUUGGGUGGCGCCAAGUACUUUUCGAAGUUGGACCUCAAGUCGGGCUACCAUCAGAUUUCCAUCUGCCCGCAAAAUCGGUACAAAACCGCUUUUAAGACGCGAUAUGGGCAUUUUGAGUGGGUAGUUAUGCCUUUCGGCCUCACCAAUGCCCCGGCCACCUUUCAGGUGGCCAUGACCACCGAGUUUCGCGCUAUGUUGGACCGCUUCGUCUUGGUCUACUUAGACGACAUCCUCGUCUAUAGCCGAACUCUMGAGGAGCAUCUCGAGCACCUUCGCCGUGUUCUAGAGACUCUUCGGUCAGCCCGGUACAAAGCUAACCGCGACAAAUGUGAGUUUGUCCGGCAAGAGCUUGAAUACUUGGGCCAUUUUGUCUCUCCGGAAGGCAUUCGUCCGUUGGCGGACAAGAUUCAAGCCAUCCAGGAGUGGCCCGAGCCGAAGAAUGUGACGGACGUCUAAUCCUUCCUCGGCUUGGCCGGUUAUGAUCAGCGCUUCAUCAAGGGUUACUCGAAGAUCGCGGCCAACCUAAGCAAGU